AUGCCUUUACCAGAUGCUGUUAGAACAAGCAUCUUAUCAAGAAAAUGGAGAUAUAAAUGGUGUAGAAUUCCACAACUUACUCUUGAUCGAACACUUUGGAAAAUACACCAAAUAAGUUACAUUGAAAAUAUUAUCCGCCACAUUUUGACCCGUUAUGGAGGACCAGGGAAACCAUACAAAUUGCCUGCUUCAUUUUUCAAAUGCGUGCAUUUGAGGCAUCUAUCUCUUGAAGAUUGUUUAAUAUCUCAUCCACCAGCCUUCAGAGGUUUUGAAAGGUUAAUUAGCCUGAAGCUAUACAAUGUUACAAUCUUGUCCACAUUGCUUGGAAGCUUAAUCUCUCAUUGCCCAUUGCUCGAGCAAUUGGUGCUUCAUCUCCCAGAUAAUUACCGCGGUGUCAUUGAAAUUAAUGCCCCCAAAUUGAAGUCCCUUGACUUCACAAGCAGAGUGGAUAAUAGUGGGGUACCUAUAGCACUGGAUAAUCUUGAUUUGGAAGGAAGUUUUGGAGAUACAACUUUCAAUAACCUUAGUAUAAUUGUGAUUAGGAGCAUUCAAGGGAUAAAUCCUCACAUGCAAUUGUUGAAGCUUCUUUUGGCAAAGUCUCCGGCUCUUAUGAGAAUCAUAAUCGAGGCAUUGACCUAUAAAGAUUAUGAAAUUCUCAAAUCACUAAUUGAGCAUUCAGAAUUUAGCAUAUUCCAAAAUGCUUCUACGAGCACAUUCCUGAAGCACAUACCACCGCAGUUCUUCAAUAUGGUGGCAAAGAGUGGUUUAUGGGAUUGCAAGUUGGUGAGCAUAGAUGGCUCAAAGACAGCUGAAAAAGUUUUGUGA
This is a messenger RNA of Nicotiana tabacum (common tobacco), 825 nucleotides long. NCBI's taxonomy places the organism in Eukaryota, Viridiplantae, Streptophyta, Magnoliopsida, Solanales, Solanaceae. The record is from RefSeq and is a predicted model, not a curated record.